CCCCGCCCCGGGAGGAGGAAUUCGACAAAAAGGAUUCCUCCGAGACCGCCAGCGUGCCCCGUUCACCCCCGCCCCCGGACGAGGAAUUCGACAAAAAGGAUUCCUCCUCCUCCUCCUCGUCAGAUGAGGAGGCUGGAGCGCGGGAUCACAUGCCUCUGCCGCCGGCGGCGCCGCCGGGCAUGCUCGAGUCCCUGGCCGUAUUCAUCAUCAAAGCGGUGGCGUUCCAGGUGAGCGCGCUCAUCGCCUUCAUCACCUUCCCGGUGCGGCUGCUGCAGUGGUGGUACCUCUUCGUCACCGACCCGGUGGGCUCGGCGCGGCGGGCGCACGACUGGGCGCUCGGGGCGGUGGGGCAGGCCACCGGCGCGGUGGCCGCGCAGCUCGGGGGCGGCGAGGGCGUGGGGCGCGUGGCCGGGAGGCUGGCGUGGGGGUCGCUCUGGGCCGUGUACGUCUGCGUGGUCCUCUGCGCGCUGCUCAUCAUGGCGUUCCUCGGAGGGGGGCUGCUGGUGGGGAAGAUGGUGGAGGAGCCCGUUCAGGUGACGGAGACUCUGAAUUUUGAUUACACCAAGCCGAGCCCUGUGGCGUUCGUGCCCGUGCGGCGGUUGGUGCCGCCGCAUCAGCGGAUGCAGCUCGAGGUGUCGCUCACGCUGCCUGAGUCGGAUUACAACAGGAGGCUGGGCGUUUUCCAGGUAAGGGCAGAGUUUCUAUCUGCAAAUGGAAAAGUGGUCUCUGCGACGAGCCACCCAUGCAUGCUGAAGUUCAAGAGUGUCCACAUGCAUUUCAUAGAAACUUUUUUCCAGAGUUUUUCUCUAUUGACGGGCUACUCGUCAGAAUCCCAGGUCAUCAGACUAAAAAUGAGCGGUAUCAAGGAGGCUUUUGAACCAAUAACAGGAGUGACGAUAAUGCUGGAGCAGCGAGCCGAGUUUAGUCCUGGUGCAGGCAUCCCGGAGAUAUAUGCUGCAUCGCUAUUGCUCGAGGCCGAGCUUCCUCUGAUCAAGAGAAUACUCUGGAACUGGAGGUGGACUCUUUUUGUUUGGAGCAGCAUGGGGUUCUUCGUUUUUGAGUUGUUGUUUGCCCUUGUUUGUUGUAGAACUUGUAUAUUUCCCAGGGGUGGGCAUCAUGCUGUAGCUCCUUAGGGGCAGCUCAUGUAAUGUACGCUUCGAAAUAAAUGCAAAGAUGGUGUCACGGUCGACUACUAAUCA
Messenger RNA from Lolium rigidum, 1199 nucleotides. Its product is annotated as seipin-2-like. The record is from RefSeq and is a predicted model, not a curated record. Bases 150 to 1133 code for a protein of 327 amino acids. Lineage: Eukaryota; Viridiplantae; Streptophyta; Magnoliopsida; Poales; Poaceae. Gene Ontology annotation, biological process: lipid droplet organization; lipid storage. The transcript has 2 exons. Gene Ontology annotation, cellular component: endoplasmic reticulum membrane.